CCGUGUCUCCCCGGUUUGUGGCCGGAGAGCCGCAGCAGGCCGCUACACACGGAGGCGGAUCAGAGCUCCUGAAGCCGCGGAGCGCGGAUCUGCUGCCCAAAGCGCGCAUUAUGCAGGCGGACUGGCCGGGAUGGACACAGCGCUAAUGCUGGGGAGAGGAACCGGCCUCUUCUUCAUCAUCCUCUUCUCCACCAGAGGAUCCCGGGCGCAGAAAGGUGAUGGCUGUGGGCACACUGUGCUUGGGACAGGCAGUGGCAGCUUAGCAUCUCUGGGCUAUCCUUUGUCUUACCCGACACACUCAGUUUGCGAGUGGGAGAUCAGUGUGAGUGCAGGAGACACGCUCGUCCUGCGUGUGGCCGACCUCGAUAUCCACACACAAAACUGCCAGGUGUCCUACUUGCGGCUGUUCAAUGGCAUCGGAGCAGGCAGGACAGAAAUCGUUAAGCUGUGUCAUGGAGAUGUGAGCGGGUCGAGGGUGGUAGAGUCAGCUGGCCAUCAGGUCACAGUGCAGUUCAUGAGUGGACCUCACAGCCAUGGCCGAGGAUUCUUCCUCUCUUAUGCCAGCAGCAAACACCAAGAUCUGAUCACCUGUUUGGAGAAAGGAAAUGACUUUGCUGAAGCUGAAUUCAGUAAGUUCUGUCCUGCGGGGUGUCUGACUGACUUUGGUGAGGUGUCUGGAACCAUCCCCCAUGGCUACAGAGACUCCUCACCCCUGUGUCUGGCUGGUAUCCAUGCUGGUGUGGUGUCAAAUGCACUGGGGGGUGCGGUCAGUGUGGUCAGCAGCAAAGGCAUCCCACACUAUGACAGCACACUGGCCAACAAUGUCACCUCUGUAGCGGGGAACCUCUCCCCCAGUCUCUUCACCUUUAAAACCAGCGGCUGUUAUGGCACACUGGGUCUGGAGUCGGGUGUGGUCAGUGACUCUCAGAUCUCCGCCUCCUCUAUGUGGGAAUGGGGUCGUCAUGGCGACAAGCCAUCUGUCUGGGCACCCUCGGGGUCUCGGCUGAAAAGGGUGGGGCUUCCAUGGGCAGCUGCGAAUAGUAACUCAAAAGAGUGGGUACAGGUGGAUCUGAAGAGAGACAAAAAAGUAACAGGAAUAAUCACCACUGGCUCCACCCUACCUGAGUUCCAGUUUUAUGUUUCUAAUUAUCGUGUGCACUACAGCAAUAAUGGACAGGACUGGACAGCCUAUCAGGAAGCAGGCUCAAAUCAAGAGAAGGUUUUCCAAGGAAACACCAACUACCUUCAGGAAGUGCGGAAUAACUUCAUUCCACCAAUUGAAGCCCGGUUUAUUAGAAUAUGCCCCUCCCAGUGGCACCAGCAGAUUGCCCUCAAAAUGGAACUGCUUGGCUGUCAGUUACAUUCAGCGAGGCCACGAAUAUUCUACCCUGCACCUCCUCCUCCACAAAGAAGCACUACACCUCCAUUACAGCGCCGGACAACACACACACCCAGUGUUCGAAACACCACCAUGCCCCAACACCCUCAUAAUGAGGUGGCACUCGUGGCAGUGUUGGUCCCUGUGCUGGUGGUAGUUCUCACUGCUCCAGUGCUAGUCAUAGUGUGUGCAUGGCUGUGGAAGAGCAGGAAAAGCCCUGAAGUGACCUAUGACCUUCCACACUGGGAUCGCACAGUAUGGUGGAAGAGCAUGAAGCAGCUGUUGCCCUCUAAAUUGGAUGGGGAAGAGUGUGUUCGCUACAGCUCUACUGCACGAGCGGACCAGAGACCACGAAUGGAGCCUGCAGAAUAUGCUCAGCCGCUGGUAAGUGGUACCAUGACCUCUCUGGGUCAGAGGUCGACAUUUAAGCCAGAGGAAGGAGCUGACCCUGAGUAUGAUGCACCUUUGACCCCUGAACAAUAUCAUGCCUAUGCUGAACCCCUGCCUGCCUCCGGAGCAGAGUAUGCCAUUCCCAUUACGAUUGACAGAGUCAAUCAUGUAUCAGGAGCCUCUCUUGCCUUCCGGGGACCAGGUUUACUGGCUCAAACAGACAGUAGUCAAUCAGGAAUGUCCAUGUAUGACACACCCAAAAGCACAUCUGACCAAGCUGCACCAGCAGAAGGGCAGUUAUACCAGGUGCCUCAGAAUUCCCACAAUACACCAUGCCAAGAAAUAGACUGACCACUCACAGCAUGGUAGCCAAGUCUGGGCUGAACUUUGACCCCAAGGAAGACUACCUUCCUCAGAAAAUGCAGACAAGUAUGUGCAUGUGAGUGCAUGUUUGUGUUUGUGUAAAUGUCAAAUGUUCCUGUCUUUUAAAUAGCGUGCCAUACCAGUCCUAUCACUGAAAUAACACACAAGAAUGUCUAAGAGAGAGAGAAUGACAAAAUUAGACAGGGAGACCGUUACACUACUGUUUUAGGGUGCCUCUAUAUGUAAGUCUGUGUCUAAGUGUGUGCGUGCGUGCGUGUAUGCAUGUGCGUGCACGAGUGUGUAUAUACCUUGUAUCUACACUCAUUGUUGGUUUUAUCAGUUCCAUUUACCAUACAUGUGUCUGUUAGUGUGUGAGAACCAGACUAUAGUGGGUAAUUGUAGAACAACAAAGUGCACCUAUAUGAUAAGUGAACAAUGAGUGUAGAUACAAGGAGGUGUACAUAAUGAAGUGGCUGCUCGGUGUGUAUGUAUGUGUUUUUAUAUAUACAUUUAAUGUACAGAACUAUGCAAAAAGCAGAGACUACCCUUGUCAAUAUUAGUAAACAAACAGAAAACUACACAUAAGGCUCACUAUUUACAUUUAGGUGAUUUUUUUCAGUAUUAAGGGUGUCCACUUUUGACCUUUAUUAUAUCUUUCAAGCAGUCUGCAAGAAUUUUUUUUUUUCACACCUGGGAUUACUUUCACAAACUCUUAGUGAUGUUGAGGUCUGGGCUCUGUGGUCAGAACACCAGCAGCUUCUCUGUUUGAUUUACAAACUGUCUUCUUUUUUUGUGUAUUUCUUUUUCCCAGUAACAGCUUCUUGACAGCUGACAGACUCAUAGUGUGUUCUCAUAGUGGAAGGAAAGUAGUUUAUUUUGUAUCUGAUCUCCUCAGAAAUAUUUCUUGAAAAAUGGAAAACGUGACUGGAAUGAAAUAAACAAAGGGUGGUAUUCAGCUUUUGCACAGUACUGUAUAUGACUGUUCUCUGGCCAUAAACUGUGAGUCCCUAAACAUUUUCUUCAUAGCUGAGAGGAGUCGAUAACAUAGUCUCUAACAUAGUCACAAAAUCCUUUCUGGUGAGAGGCAGUGGACAAAAACAAGCACCUGUAUGUCCAUUGGGUACUUCGCACUGUUCGUUUCAGUCUUAUAUGGUGAACUGAUUACUGUACUUUAUUUUUUCUGUCACUUCCCUUGCCUCCACAAGUUUUGUUCAAAAUCAUCCCUUCUGUUUCCUCUAUCUGACAGUGCCAAGUUAAGAAAGCAUUAAAGAUACAUUCUUUUUUUUUUUUUAAAUAGGUUGCCUGUUCACUGCUAGUUAUCUACACAUGUUGGCUACUAGUGUAAAGGGUCAUUAGCGAUGAACAUAAGGUGUAUAUAUUGCUAAAAAAUUAUACAAAUCCCUCUUCAUCAGCUUCAGCGCUAUAGCUCUUUAGAGUUUAAUAGUUUUUUUUCCCAUCCUCAUCCAUGCAAAAGUAUGUUUAUUAAUCCUGUUUCACACCCAUCUCACAGAAUGAAAACUGUCACUGUUCUCAAAGCCAAUAGUGUUUUGUAUUUAUUUGUUUUUUUUAUUUUUUUAAUUUUUUUUUUAUUUCCUGCUGAGAUAUGACAGCAAUGUAGAGUAUCUAAACCACUAACAGCCCAAAGCUAAGCUGUCCAGCGCUCAUGGAUGCACUGUUGUCAUAGAUACACUGUUGCCGUGCAAUGCCUUUCCAAAUGUGACACUUUCGUGAUGACUUUAAAAAGUACGAAAUGAAGUUGCCAAUGUGCUUGCCAGACAGGAUUCACAGAGGACUUUGACUCAAUACAUUUUACUGUGCUUUAGUCUCCAAUGCCAAAUAAUGGUGAACGGGUCCAAUCUGAUCAGCCAGCCAGCAAUGUAAUGUUCUUGUGUUAGACCAAAUGUUGCCUUUAGGCAAGGCUACAUUCUGACCAAUAUGUGUGAUUUUCUUUCAACCUUUAAUAGUUGGUCAGACACUAAUGCUACAAUCAUAUCUCCACUUGACAUGGUAAGCCUGCAGUCAAAUUAGACAUGAAAAGUGUGUUUUAUGGUACUAAGAAUGUUCAGUUUAGAAUAUUAACAAACAGAAUCUCUGCUUUUCACUGAUCCUGUGACACAGCAGUGGAGGUCAAGAACACAUGGGCUGCCUUGGUGUUACGCAGUGGUCUAAUGUCUACAAGGGCUGAUAGUUUGAAUUUGGGUGUUAAUCCAAACUGUGUAUCCAUGCCUGUGUCUGUGUAUGUUUCGGUGCACUGUAUUCAUGAAUGUUUGUGUGUGUGUUUUGUGUGUUUGUGUGUGUGUGUGUGUGUGUGUGUGUGUGUGUGUGUGUGUGUGUCUGCUGUUCACUGUAAAUGGUUUUCUGAAUUAUGGAUGGUACUGUAGAAUGACUGUAUAGAAAAAAUGAAUUUAAAAUGGCAAAUUAAAGUUUUAAUAAAAAAUAUUAUUUA
This is a messenger RNA of Pygocentrus nattereri (red-bellied piranha), 4577 nucleotides long. RefSeq names its product discoidin, CUB and LCCL domain containing 2 (gene dcbld2). The record is from RefSeq and is a predicted model, not a curated record. Lineage: Eukaryota; Metazoa; Chordata; Actinopteri; Characiformes; Serrasalmidae. The transcript is spliced from 15 exons. The coding region runs from base 131 to 2119 and encodes 662 amino acids.